GGCUCGUUUUUUCUUCUCUCGGCAAGCUCCUUUUCCCGACGGACAUCGGCCACUUUCCGAAAAAUUAGCUGCACAAAACGAUUCGAUUCGAUUUUACACGCCUUUUUACACAUAUUAAUUAUAUUAAUUAUUUCAUGCAUUCUUUUGCAUUUUCUUCGAUAUUUGUCAAAUAUAGAAUUUCGUUGUGAAGUAUCGUGCGCUUCGAAUAAUUAAUCAGAAUAAGUGGCACAUCGUAGAUUGAACGAUAAAAAAUUAUUUAUGCUUCUGAGUCGUUCUUUUGUUAUUAAUAAUCGUUUAAAUAUCGUUGGAGCUUUUAUUGGCUUUUUUAUAUCCUUUAUUAUGUAGUGAUUAUUCGAUUGAUCGUCAACUUAAUCAUCCUUAUGCGUUUACAUCAUAGGUAAAAACAUUAAAAUAAUUCUCAAAUAUAUUUUCCAAUACCAUUAACGAAUCCGGAAAUAGAAAAAAACUUUCAUUUGUUAAUUCUAUUAAGAAACGAAAUGAUUAGUAAUUUCAACAUGUAACAUAACUCUAUGUUUUAAUAUUCUUUUAGUAGAAUGUAGAUAACUCGGGUAAUUUAAUCUUUUCGAUAAUUUAGUUUUCGAUGCCGGAAAAGCAUCUCUUCUCCACUAUAUUUCCUUUUUUCUGGGUACAGAGUUGUAGGUUAAGGGUGGGAGAUGGUUUUGUUCUAGUACGCAUGCGCUUCCAGAGUAGUCGAUAGGCGCUCUAGGAAAUAGGAGGUUACUUGUAUUGUACGAUUAACCUCAAAAUAUUUUAUUUUAUAUCGUGUCGAUUUGAAAGUCGUGAAUCGUUUUUUUGAUUACUUCUGUUUCGAUACUUCGUUUCAGAUAGUUGAUGAAGAAUUCUAAAAAAAGUACGCAAUAUUGCGUACUUAUACUAAUGUGAUUCGUGUCGAAUCCAAAUUUUCGUUGAGAAAACAGAGAUGGGUCAUGGUUCAAGCCGUUCCGCUUCAUCCGCAAAUAUUCUAUCAGCGGACGAACUAACCUUGGUGGAAAAUCUUUUCAAAUCUAUGUCUAGAAGUUCAGGUUCCAUAAAACGUGAAGAUAUAUUUAAACAUUGGUCCACUCAUUUGGAUGAUACAUUAUUGCAAUUUGUAGUAAAAUUUCUCUGUCAUGAACCAGGGAAAAGAGUUUCUACUAUUAAUGGAGAGAAUUUUGGUAGACUCUAUGUGUUUGCUGUUCGUGGAAGUCCAGAAGAGAGAACUAAUUUAAUUUUUAAUGGUUUCUCGGAAGAGGAACAGAAACACGAAAUACCCACUACUACAUUCCUUCAAUAUGUUCAAGCUACUAUAAAUUCCUACUUGAGAUUACAAAAAAAUUCUGGCAACUCACACUAUUUAACAUGGAGUAGCAUUGGGUGUACAGUGAACACUAGAAGGAUAGGAAUGAGAUCUAGAAGUUUAUGUGAAGAUCUAGUCAAAUAUGGAGAUACUUUAUCUAUCGAACAAGUGGAGAAUUGGUUUUCCACAGCAGCCACUUUCAAAACCAUUCAAUCGCAUGUUUUUCAAUGCCUUUUCCUCAUUUCUCAAAAAAAAGGAGAUAAGAAUACCAGUGGUAAAAUAAACGAUUUGAAUCUUUUGCCAGGUUGCAAGGGUUUGGAAAAUAUACCACACUUUCCUAGUAUUCUAGGAUUGGGUGAUGUUUUGUUUUUGAACUUAAGUUUACCUCAUGAACUUCGCAACGAAUGGAGAUUUCUAUUUUCAAGUCAAGUGCAUGGGGAAUCAUUUUCUACUAUGCUUGGAAGAAUAACUAUGCAAGGUUCCACCAUUAUAAUACUUCAAGAUAUGGAUGAUCAUGUAUUUGGUGGUUUUGCUUCGAAUAGUUGGGCAACUGGGCCAAAUUUUAUAGGAAACGAAUCUUCCUUUCUAUUUAAACUUGAACCAGAUAUACUUACAUUUUCUUCCACUGGGUACAAUAAUCAUUAUCAAUAUUUAAAUCUUCAUCAACAAACUAUGCCUAAUGGUUUACUUAUGGGAGGCCAAUUGAAUUAUCCAGGCUUGUGGUUAGAUUGCGAAUACGGAACUGGAAAAUCGAGCGUAUCCUGUACAACUUUCCAGAAUUAUAUUCAAUUAAGUGGUAAGGAGGAUUUUAAAAUCAAGCAUUGUGAAGUGUGGGGUGUAGGUCCUAUUCCGGAAAUAGAAGAAGAAGAAGGACGCGAUUCGAAGUCAAUUUUGGACCAAGAUUCUUCUUCGAAGGUCAUAUUGGAAAUGUCUGGCCGUAAAAUGUACAGCGAGGGAUUACGGGAGGAAAAAGAAUAAUUGUGAUACCAGAGAUUUGUUUGAGACUUUACACAGAAUGAAAAAAAAAAAAAAAGCAUAUCAGGCAAUUAAAUUUUUUAUCAGCUUUUUAGAAACAAAAGGAAAUCAUUGUAACACAGUAUUUGUAAUUCAAUGAUAAAAUAGAAAAAAGAAAAAAGAUAUUAUCAUAGCUUUCGUGGACGUUUUAACAGAGUAAUAAUAAAAGAAGCUUAUUUUUUUUCGGUUCGCUAAUUAAUUUUUUCGAAGAAUAAAAUUCUAGAGCUCUGUAACGGCCUGAUUUCUAGUACUAUUGUUAUUUUUGAUCAACUCUACGAUCGAUAGAGUGAUAUAAUACCUAAAAAAUAAAAAAAAGAAAAAGAGAAAAAAAUAUAUCGAGUUGCUGUUUUUCGAAUGCCUAUUAUCUAGUGCCUGGUGAAUCAUCAAUCAUUUUUAAUUGGACCUCUUAAUACAUUAAAGAAAGUUUAUCAAUGAGAAGAAAUUUGUACAAUACAUAUUUAUUAUAUAUACAUAAGACUGUAUAUGUGUUAUUCAUAUAUGACUGAUGGUGGUCACUGUUCACUCUAUUGUCGGAAAAAAGAAACCAAAGAAUUUACAUUGCACUGUUCAGUAUAAUAUUACAGAAAUUCAAUAAAGAAUUGAAAUCUUGAGA
This is a messenger RNA of Apis laboriosa (Himalayan honeybee), 2924 nucleotides long. Its product is annotated as MTOR-associated protein MEAK7. The record is from RefSeq and is a predicted model, not a curated record. Lineage: Eukaryota; Metazoa; Arthropoda; Insecta; Hymenoptera; Apidae. The transcript is spliced from 2 exons. The coding region runs from base 941 to 2275 and encodes 444 amino acids.